Lepus europaeus (European hare) is the source of this 1098-nucleotide messenger RNA. It is a transcript of the gene GDF3, whose product is annotated as growth differentiation factor 3. Gene Ontology annotation, cellular component: extracellular region. The record is from RefSeq and is a predicted model, not a curated record. Gene Ontology annotation, molecular function: cytokine activity; growth factor activity. The transcript has 2 exons. Lineage: Eukaryota; Metazoa; Chordata; Mammalia; Lagomorpha; Leporidae. Gene Ontology annotation, biological process: SMAD protein signal transduction; BMP signaling pathway. The coding region runs from base 1 to 1098 and encodes 365 amino acids.
AUGCAUCCUUCCCUGUCAGUCUGGGCUCUCGGCCUCCUGCUAACUCUGGCCUUGGGCCAGACAUUCCACUUUCCAGAAAAUGUGUUUCUGCAGUUUCCGGGCUUAGACAAGACGCCUUCACCCGAGAAGUUCCAGCCCGUGCCUUCCAUCUUGAAGAAGAUUGUCCAGGAUCGAGAGGCAGAAGCAGCCGCCGGGGUCGCCCAGGACUUGUGCUAUGUCAAGGAGCUGGGUGUCCGUGGGAACGUGCUCCAACUUCUCGCGGACCGCGGUUUCUUUCUUUACUCCAAGAAACUUUCCCAAGACAACUUUUGCCUACAAAAGCUUCUUUACUUUAACCUCUCUGCCAUCAGCAGAGAGGAACAGCUAACGAUGGCCCGGCUGCGCCUGGACUUGGGGCCCAAUUCUUACUAUAACCUAGGACCAGACCUGGAAGUGUCUCUGUCUGUGGCUCAGGAGCCUCACGUGAGCGGCCGGUCCGUCCCUAAGCCGGGUAGAAGGGUUGCAUUGCAGUCAGUACCACGGCCUCAAGGUGCUCUUCAUUUCAACCUGCUGGACGUGGCUCAGGGUUGGAACAACAACCCGCAGAAGAACCUGGGCUUAUCCCUGGAGAUACUGGUCAGAGAAGACAGAGGUUCUGGGCGUCGUUUUCAGCUUGAGGACACCUGUGCCAGCCUGAGACGUUCCCUUCAUGCUUCUCUGCUGGUGGUGACCCUCAACCCUGCACAGUGCCACCUUUCUUCCCGGAAAAGGAGGGCAGCCAGCCCUGCCCCCAGCCCUGCCUGCAGGAGCCUCUGCCACCGUCACCAGCUAUUCAUCAACUUCCGGGACCUGGGGUGGCAUAAGUGGAUCAUUGCGCCCAGGGGGUUCAUGGCAAAUUACUGCCAUGGGGAGUGUCCUUUCUCGCUGACCACCUCUCUCAACAGCUCCAGCUACGCCUUCAUGCAAGCACUGAUGCGUGCUGUCGACCCGCAGGUCCCCCAGGCUGUCUGUAUCCCCACCAAGCUGUCCCCCAUUUCCAUGCUGUACCAGGACAAUAAUGACAAUGUCAUCCUACGGCAUUAUGAAGACAUGGUGGUUGAUGAAUGUGGGUGUGGGUAG